Molecule: messenger RNA, 189 nt
Organism: Plenodomus lingam JN3
Lineage: Eukaryota; Fungi; Ascomycota; Dothideomycetes; Pleosporales; Leptosphaeriaceae
Source: RefSeq, a predicted model, not a curated record
AUGAUCCGCCAAGCGACGCCGCGUGCCUGGAAUAGCAUAGCGGACACGCGAGGGGAGGCCAUGGUGGAGAACGUGGAGCACCAAAUCCUCGUGUGUAUCGAAUCCUCGCAAUAUAGCAGUAUCCACCGACCGGCCAAGGACAAGACAAAACAUGGUGCAGCCCCUGAACUACAGUGGUGCAGUCAGUGA